This is a messenger RNA of Lingula anatina, 2947 nucleotides long. RefSeq lists its product as uncharacterized. Gene Ontology annotation, molecular function: protein binding; calcium ion binding. The record is from RefSeq and is a predicted model, not a curated record. Lineage: Eukaryota; Metazoa; Brachiopoda; Lingulata; Lingulida; Lingulidae.
CAAAAGCAGUGCUUGCAAGAACAACAGUGUGGCCUUAUUGUUUUCUGUGUUUACAUAGGUUUUUGAAGAGUGCCACAGCCAGUGUAAUAAGACAGUCGACAAAAGUAGGGAAAGGCCAAUUCCCAGUUACUGUUAAAGAAGCAGAUAGUACUAGGGGAGGUGAGGAAUUGGAAACAGAUCAAAAGAAAAGAAAGAAGGUGAAGGGAAAGAAAAGAGGACACAAACAUAAACACCACUCCAAUGAUACAGCUGGUACACAAGUUCAGGGCACAAGAGACAGCAGUGCACAGUCCAUACGCCAGAGAAGUUCAUCGAGGUCCUCCAACCUCGAGAGAGAAGACAGUGUGAUAGAGGAGGUAGACGAGGAGGAGGAGCUUGAGGAGGAAGAGAUAGAAGCUGAGGAAUUCAUUUAUGAGGAUGAGGAGAUGGAGGAGGAAGGAAGUUUAUCCCUAUCUGACCCAGAAACUAAUCUUACCAAUGUAGAAAUCACAGAUGAUAAAGGGUGGGAUACAGAUUUAGAAUCAGAAGAUGGAAAUAGAAAUUAUGAUAAUACAGGAAAAGCGACCUACAUGGAGGCCUGCAAAAAAGGGGGAGUAGUUCCUGUGACAUAUUUCAUCAAGCACAUGAAUGAUAGCAAUCUACAGCUUAGACAUCAUGGACUAGGUCCCAUGGGAACCAAAGCAGUGUCUGUGGCUUUAGUGAGUAACACUAAUGUACUGAAGUUAGACCUCAGUGACAACUGGCUUGGGCCUUCUGGUGGACAUUCAGUGUGUGAGAUGCUUAAAGAAAACUGUUAUAUUACAGAACUGAAUCUUUCAGAUAACAAACUUGGGACUGAAUCUGCCAAAGAUCUCUCUGACAUUAUACAGAAUAGCAAUACACUCACUCAUAUAACACUCUCAGGGAAUGACUUGGAUGACAAGGCAGCUGAACACAUUGCAGAAGCAAUAAUGAAUACGCAAAAAUUAGAAUUUUUAGAUCUAAGUCAGAAUAAGCUUGGUGAGGUGGGUGGAGUGUUAUUGGGUCCAGCCAUAUCUGAAAACAGUUCUAUCAAAGAGAUGAAUCUGAGCUGGAACUGCAUCAGAGCCAAAGGAGCAGUAGCUGUGGCACAAGGGAUUAAGAAUAAUGUGUUUAUGAAGAAAAUUAAUCUUGAUUGGAAUGGGUUUGGGAACGAGGGUGCCAUAGCUCUGGGAGAUGCUUUGAAAGGAAACUCAGUACUUGAGGAGCUUGAUAUCUCGAAUAACCGUAUCAAUACAGAAGGUGCUGUUUUAUUUGGGAAGGGGUUAAUGGUGAAUGAAUCACUUAAAGUGCUGAAGAUUGGGAUGAAUCCUAUGCAAAGUGCUGGUUGUUUUGCAAUUCUCACAGCAGUUCUAAAAAACCCCAACAAUAUUCUCCACACUCUGGAUUUUUCGCGUAUCCUAGUCAACACAGACUUCCUGGAUCUGUUAAAACAAGUCCAAGAAACAUUCCCAGAACUGAAGUGCCACCAUGGAGGCAUGGAGAUUUUUGAGAUGCCCGAGAUCAAAGUUCAUCCCAUGGUGAAGAUUGAUCGGUUCUUAGAAGAGCAAAACUUACGCCUGAUUGACUUCUUCUGCCGUUUUGAUGAGGAUCACAGUAUGAGUGUUACCCAUGAGGAGUUUGCUCAAGGAAUGAGGGACAGUGGCAUAAACAUGACAGAGGAUGAUAUCCAGCUGCUGUUAGGAGAGCUAGACAGGGAUGGGGAUGGGGAGGUCAAUUACAGUGAACUUGUUGUUGGCUUCAAGAAAUUUAUUGAAGACAGGAAAAAAUUAGCUGGCGUCAUCAAGCAAAUGAAAGCACAAACAGAUGCAAAAUAUAAAUAUUAAUGACUAGAUGUAUUUAAAACAUUGUAUAUUUCUGUGUAUGAAGAUUAUCAGUCAAAUAUGUAUAGUUAUAAUGCAGACUUAUUAAAGUCAUUGUACUUGAGGCCAACCACUGUCAUUUUCAAUGCUUUCAAGAAUUAAAAGUAAGACAAUUCAUAGGAAAAAAGAAAAAAAAAGAAUAAACAUCUUAUUUGUAUCAGAUGUAAAAGGUUUGAAUAGUUUAUGUCAAAAUUGUAUAAGGGUAAAAAUUUACUCCCAUUAAAGUUUUAAAAUUAUUAUUUAUGCGCCAUAAACCAUGACAUCUUAAAAGCAUUUCACUGUAGGGAAUUGUAUUUGAAGACAAUCAUGUUAGUAUAUCAUUGUUUGUGUUUUAAUGGUUGUUUGUGAAACAGAAAUCAAAGCUGUCGUAAUGGGCUUAUAUACAGUGCCACCCAUUAUAUGCCAAAACCCUCAACAUAAUGCAGUAAUUUAACUCUGCAUGCAAAAUAAUGCCCACUAUUAUGUAUUUCUCUUACUUCAGACUUUCAUUUAUUAGUAUGUGAUGAAUUGUGUUUGAAAGAUGUAUAUUGCCAUACAAAAAUACAUUGCAAUGUUUGUACAGUAUACAUAACACCCAUUGGUCAUGUGUAGAUUUAUGCAAUUCAGUGUACUUAAAUGCCUGAAACAAACAUUGUAUAAACUAGAAUUCACAAAAAGGCAGCUUUUUCAGACAAAUAUUGUUGGCAUGGCAUAGUUUUUUAUUGCUUAAGUUUUCGUAAUGGAUUACUUUUGUUUGUAAAAUAUUUUUGUAGGUGCUGUUUUGUUUAAGUCGCAAUGUUUGUGCUGGUUGUCCCCAGAGGUAUUAAGGCAAACUUUGGUUAUAUAUUAUUUAGAAUGCCACCUUGCCAAGAGAAUGUGUGCAAAUUCUAGACCACCUUUUCAAUCAAACUUUUUUCUAUUUUUUUUUUCUUUUCUUUAAUUCACUAAAUUAUGUAAUGGAGUUGUUUCUGUUUUGAUUAUAAACAAAUCACAGUAUUUCACAGAUUUUGAAUUAUUACGACAGAAACGUUUGGGAUACGUGACACUGUAGUGACAAAAUCACUGUUCACAAUAAAAUAUAUUUUGUA